AUGUCACAGCAAGACUCGGAUCCACAAAUUACACCUACCGCUUCACCUACACCGAAGCAGGGAGUACAAUCAUCUUCAUCUUCGUUCUCACCUAUCACACCUUUGACCUCGAACCAAUACGUACUAUCUCAUCCAGUAGCAUCGGAAUCGCUAAGCGAUCUGAACAAAGCUUCGAUCGAUACAGGAUAUACAAUCACUCCAACUGGUACCGGAAGGCCUUCUGAGGAUAUACCAGCAUCUGCUGAAGGUUCAGGCUCGAGGUCAGGUUCAGGAGGAUCAUUCAACUCUGAUUCCAUACUUGAAGUAUUGGAUAACGACGAUGAAGAGUAUGACGAAGAGGAAGUAAUGACUUUCUUAAAUAAUAAUGGACAUAGUACGAAUGAUGAGGAGACGGGCACGGAAGAUUUUGAAUUCGACGUUUCGGAUCCUCUGGUAAACGGUUCUGGGUCUGGAUCAAGGGGUAGGAAUAAGAGGAAGGGUAGAAGGAGACGGAGAGGAAGAUGGAAUGAGGGUGAAGAGAAGGAAGAGAAGGGAUUAUUGGAGCUCAUACCAUCGUUGAUCCUUGCUCAUCCCCUCCCACUCCUCCCGCUACUGGCAUUAUUACCUUAUAACUUCCUGCCUGCCGGUGUGGUCUUAUUCGUACCCGUCUUCUGCGUCUUGGCAUUGCUGUCUGCUUGCGCGCAUGUGGUCAUCGUAUAUCUAGCAUGGUACUUGAAGGUCUCAUCAUUUGAAGAAGUAUUCGCAGCCGUCACUGCGAAGUAUGGUAAAUACGGCUUAUGGACCGGAAGAGGGUUCGUAGUUUGUGCUGUUUUUGGUGUAGUUGUCAGUUGGAUUGAAACCCUUCAUCCUUUACUUCAACCAGUUAUCGAGACCUAUUUACCUAAAAACGCCGUUUUUGAGUCAAGAGUAUUUUGGACGAUAAUCGUUUCUUCAGCGCUAUUACCUUCUCUUCUUCCCUCACGAAUGACCAGAUCGCUCAGACGAUCACCCAUAGUCAUCGCCCUGUUACUUCCGGUCGUAGCCUUCUUGGUGAUUGGACGAACGGUCGAGAUCAAAAAGGCUUCAGAGCUUCCUCAACCGAUAGGGGAAGACAAUGGGACGGAAAACGGCGGAGAGGUUAUAACGGAGGUUUUGGGUCAUUUGUUGAGGAAGAGGAGAUUUGGUUUAGCAGGUGGUAGUAGUGCAGGUGCUGGGUUGACCACCUUGACUAUAUUCUUCUCACCUCACAUCAACACCCUACCGAUUCAUGCCUCACUCGCUCGAUCCAAAAGCACUUCCUUCCCUAUCCCAUGUUUGCUCGCAUCCUCCUUGAUCCUCAUCUUAUGUCUCCCUUUAGCCCUGGUCCCUUAUUACCUCUUACCUCCCUUGGACCAAUCCAGUCCAACACCCAUAUCAAGUCCUACUACCCCCUCAGGCGUUUUCGCAAGAUUGCCCGCCGAUGAUGGAUGGGUGAACAUCUCGCGCAUCUUGAUGUGCGUGGUCAUCCUAGGCUCGACAAAUAUGUGGAUCUUGAGAGGUAGAGAUACGAUUUUACGUUCGAUGGGCGUCGAUCAAGGUGAAAGAUUGAAAGCUGGUAGAUGGGUUGGAAUAGCCAUUUGGGGAGUAGUGGUGCUAGUAGCGAGUAUAAGUGGUUGGAUAGCUGAAAAGAUUGAAUUGCUCGGUGUGCUGAGUGUGUUGGCUGUAGGAUGGUUUUUGCCUUCCCUAUUCUUCAUCAUCACCUUCCAUGUCCGAUCUCCACUCUCCAUCAUAUUCCCAUCGCGAAACACCCCUAUAUCCGAACAUGACCAGACGAACAACCCUGGUACUCCCUCUAGGAGACUACCAUCCUCGAUGAAUGGACAUGGUCAUGGACAUAAUCGAACGAACAGUUUGAACGACCCAUCAACGGAUAUAUUACUGGCGAGAAAAGAAAAACAAUUACAGAAAAGACGGUUGGGUAGAAGGUUAUGGCAGGAUUUGUUAGUUUAUAUAGGUAUUUUACCUACUGGUGUGGUUUGCUUGAUUUGGACUUUUGGUAGUUUUUUGGGUAUUUGGUGA
Molecule: messenger RNA, 2037 nt
Organism: Kwoniella mangroviensis CBS 8507
Lineage: Eukaryota; Fungi; Basidiomycota; Tremellomycetes; Tremellales; Cryptococcaceae
Exons: 7
Coding region: 1-2037 (678 amino acids)
Biological process (GO): amino acid transmembrane transport
Cellular component (GO): vacuolar membrane
Molecular function (GO): L-amino acid transmembrane transporter activity
Source: RefSeq, a predicted model, not a curated record